CAUGCACUGUGAAAGGAUGACGGUGGAUGAUUGUUUUUUUAAUUAUUUUCGUGUCGGAGAACAAGGAGCAGGAUUGCGGGCUUUUUAUUGGCGCCCCGUGAGCUGUAUUCGCCACGUUUUCGGGGGGUUUUUCUUUUCGUUAUUGUAAUAUUGGAGGAGGCGUGUGUGAUUCACUCACCAUGCUCCGAGCGCUUGUUUAGGUUGUAUAUAGGUGCAGGGAACAUUACCUGGUGCAGCCUUCACAUAUUGUUUCAAAUAUUGUUUCACGUAUUUCAUUUUAGAGAUCGUUCGUAGUUUAUACUGCAAUUUGGUAUUGAUUCAUCGAUCAACUUGCAGAAUUUUGCAUUUUCAAUGGCUUGAUAAGCACUGUUCUAUGUGCAUUUGAGAAUCAGCUUAACUCUAUGAUGCUCAAAUUUCAUCAAAAGUUGCUUCGAAGAGGGAUUUCCGUGGAUUACUUAAUUCAAGAGCAAAAUUCUUUAAAACCGGAGUGUUCACAGGAGUCUCACUAAUCAUGGAUUGCCAUACAAUUACUUUACUAAAAAUGAACAGAGUUUCGAUGUGGACACAACCCUCAGUACAGCAUAUUUGACAAACUUUAAAAUCAAAAUUUAAAAUCAAGUCUAAAUCACAGUGAUACGAUUCCUGCAAGAAAGGUCUAACGUCUCAGAUUUUAAUUUCAUACGAAGCAUUGAAACUUGUAUGCCUUGUGGCUCUCAUGCCAAAGCGAUAGAAGAUUAUUAUUCAGGUAGUCGCACGAUUCUUUAAUCUUCACAAUGGCUUAGGUGAGAAGUCCUUAAGGUCCAUUACAGGAUUAUAGAAUAUCGCCGAUCUCCGGAUUCUGUGCUUCCAAGGUUCCGAGGGGAAAUUUCUUGAAAGUUGUGAUAAACCAACAUGGGCGUCUGCAAUAGGUGGAAGUCUGCACGCACCUCUUUCCACAGCUCAGGGGACAUAGAAUCGCCUAUUAUAAGCCAAUACAAUUCUCUUUCGGGAAUACAUUUCGUCUGUCUCUUCCUGUUUUCAGUAAAUUCCUUGUUAUCAUCUGCCCGUGGAAAACUUGGGAAGACAAGGCUACAAAACUCCCACUUCUCUGGAGUGCCAAACGUGGAUGGCCCAAAAUUCUCUUCUUCUAUGCGUGAACUUAGGAUAACUCCCACUCAGAACAUGCAACGCUUGUGAUACAAUUAUUCCAGCUUCAGAAACAGGAGACUAUCAAAGCACAACUAGGGGAAGUAAGUAGUGGAGGAGAGGCCCACAUUCUGGUGUAGAUUUUGCUCGGGAAAGAUUGAUCACCAUUUCCAAUUGUGCGUUAGACUGUCUCGAUUCGUACAGAGCAGACCGAGUGCACGAGCAAAUAUUGAGGUAGGAAAUGGCGACCCGCACCAUGCAGCAGACCGAACCAUUGUGGCCUGCUUUCAUGUCGAGUUGGGUUGCCCCGAAUCAGUGUUAUGUUGGGGAUAAGACAUGGAACAAGAGGCUCCCGAGCGUGAUGGACAAUGAUUCGUGGGAAGUGCGUGCGUUUGCGGAAGAUACCAGCUGCAUCAGCGGGGCCCAAUGGCCUCCGAGAUUCUACUCCUGCAGUUUUUGUCACAGAGAAUUUCGCACUGCCCAAGCUCUGGGUGGGCACAUGAAUGUGCACCGGAGAGAGCGCCAGCAUGCCAACCAGCUAGCGCAACUUCGAAUUGCCUCCUCCGUUGCGUCCCUGUCUCAUAUCCCUCGCUCUAAGAUAGACAUCUCCGAUCCUUCAGUUGAGAGUACAGAAUUUUCCUGGCUUCAAUCUGUGUCUAAGUCUCCUCGCAGUUUGUCGCCAAUGCAGCCCUGUGCUCCCACUAUCACCCGCAAUCUCUUUUCUCAGAAUUCGUUGAGCUCCUCGCACCUGGACUUGUCUAUGUCAGGCUCGACUUUUAAUUCCUCCUCCACUCUCUCCACUUCCCCUCCUUCCCAGGAAUCAAUAUCCUCCAACUCCACUGAGACGGCGCACGAAAUCGGCACAAAACCUCUACUCCAAAGCAUCCCCGACAUUGUCUGUGAAACUUUGACGCAACAAAACUUCUGGACGAUGUCGUCGCGCGGAUCUAACGCAUACCAUCCGUAUGAGAGAUCUCGGUGCCGGAGCAAAGUACUCGGCGACAAGGAGGACAUGUUAGACCUUGAGCUCCGUCUUGGCCAAAGCUCAUGCGCUGUUUGACAAGCCCAGCAACGGCGGUUUCAGUUCCACAGUGAUUGGAGCAUUGCCCCUGCUUUUCAUUUUGCCCUGAAUAAAACUUGUCAUCACAGUUUUGCGGUCUUUCAAUUUUGAUCACUAGAGUUAGUGCACGUGAUGAUUUUGCCCCUUGAGAUAGGAAGGAAGAGAACGGAUGCAAGAGGCUUGGGCUGAACUUUGUACCAGAUUCUCAAUCCUCGUAGCCUGUUCCGCCUCCCCUGAGCCAUGACCAAGAGUAUGCAAGCAAUUCGUGGGUGGUGGGAGUGACCCGCCUGGUCAUAAUAAUAAUAAACAAAAACUUCUACGCUACUUCGAAUCAACGGCGCAUGGGAGAAGACGCUGGUGACAUGCACUUGUGCAUCGCUGGCUCAAUGAAAUAGGAGGGCAUAUGUUACACAAGUUAGGCAUACAGUGUGUACGCACCUCUUAUGAUUCCUCAUAAUAAGUUGAGAUAAGUGGUACUCUCAUCAUUCUACUCUUC
This is a messenger RNA of Physcomitrium patens, 2681 nucleotides long. RefSeq lists its product as uncharacterized. NCBI's taxonomy places the organism in Eukaryota, Viridiplantae, Streptophyta, Bryopsida, Funariales, Funariaceae. The record is from RefSeq and is a predicted model, not a curated record.